This is a messenger RNA of Trematomus bernacchii (emerald rockcod), 1062 nucleotides long. It is a transcript of the gene mtnr1c, whose product is annotated as melatonin receptor 1C. Bases 1 to 1062 code for a protein of 353 amino acids. The transcript has 2 exons. The record is from RefSeq and is a predicted model, not a curated record. Gene Ontology annotation, cellular component: membrane. Gene Ontology annotation, biological process: G protein-coupled receptor signaling pathway. Lineage: Eukaryota; Metazoa; Chordata; Actinopteri; Perciformes; Nototheniidae. Gene Ontology annotation, molecular function: melatonin receptor activity.
AUGGUUUUAGAGGUGAUGGACAACAAUGGAUCUAUCUGUUUGUCCCGGAACGAGAGCGACCGCGGACUGAGCGCUUCCUCCGCCGGAGUGUCCACUGCGCUGGCCAGCGUGCUGAUCUUCACCAUAGUGGUGGACAUACUGGGCAAUGUCCUCGUCAUUCUCUCUGUAUACAGGAACAAAAAGCUCAGGAAUGCAGGUAACAUCUUCGUUGUGAGCUUGUCCGUGGCAGACCUGGUGGUGGCGUUGUACCCGUACCCUCUGGUCCUGACAGCCAUCUUCCACGAUGACUGGACCAUGGGCGACCUGCACUGCCAGGCCAGCGGCUUCAUCAUGGGCCUCAGCGUCAUCGGCUCCAUCUUCAACAUCACGGCCAUCGCCAUCAACCGGUACUGCUACAUCUGCCACAGCCUGCACUACGACCGCCUGUACAGCCUGAGGAACACCUGCUGCUACCUGGGCCUCACCUGGCUGCUCACCGCACUCGCCACCGUGCCAAACUUCUUUGUUGGCUCGCUGCAGUACGACCCCCGUAUCUACUCCUGCACCUUCGCCCAGACAGUUAGCUCAUACUACACCAUCUCUGUGGUCGUUAUUCACUUUCUGAUCCCGCUGCUGGUUGUGUCCUACUGCUACAUGAGGAUAUGGGUGCUGGUAAUUCAAGUGAAACAUCGAGUUAAACCGGAGCAAAGGGCCAAACUGCAGCCUAGUGAUGUGAGGAACUUCCUGACUAUGUUUAUGGUGUUUGUGUUGUUUGCCUUCUGCUGGGCUCCACUGAACCUCAUUGGCCUGGCUGUAGCUAUAAAUCCUGUGAAAGUUGCGCCCAACAUACCCGAGUGGCUCUUUGUCACAAGCUACUUUAUGGCGUACUUCAACAGCUGCCUCAACGCGGUCAUAUAUGGACUGCUAAACCAGAACUUCCGUAAAGAAUACAAGACGAUCCUUCUUGCUAUUUGCAUCCCACGUUUGCUCCUCAUGGAGACGUCCAGGGGCGCCACCGAGGGAAUGAAGAGUAAGCAUUCGCCAGCUGUAACGAACAACAAUGUGGCAGAAUUAAAUGUAUAA